AUGGGUAACGCGUCUUCGUUAGAGAACAUUACAACGACAAGUGAAAACACAGAGAAAAAACCUGAAAAAGAACAAACUAAUGAAAAAACUGAAAAAAAACCUGAAAAAGAACGAGAACAAACUAGUGAAAAAACUGAAAAAAAACCUGAAAAAGAACAAGAACAAUCAAAUGAAACUUUGGACCAAGAAAAAACAAGUGCUGGCGGACCCAUUGAUCCUGAUACCGGUGAAAUAGACUGGGAUUGCCCUUGUCUUGGAGGUAUGGCUAAUGGUCCAUGCGGUGAACAGUUCAAAGCCGCAUUCUCUUGUUUUGUUUAUUCAACUGCUGAGCCAAAAGGAUCCGACUGUUUGGAAGCAUUUAAAGAAAUGCAAUCUUGUUUUCGAGCUUAUCCGGAAUUCUAUGGAGAAG
This is a messenger RNA of Ambispora leptoticha, 409 nucleotides long. Lineage: Eukaryota; Fungi; Glomeromycota; Glomeromycetes; Archaeosporales; Ambisporaceae. The record is from the annotation of a GenBank genome assembly.